Trichoplax adhaerens is the source of this 1737-nucleotide messenger RNA. RefSeq lists its product as uncharacterized. The annotation marks the transcript as partial. The record is from RefSeq and is a predicted model, not a curated record. Gene Ontology annotation, molecular function: protein binding; ubiquitin-protein transferase activity. Gene Ontology annotation, biological process: regulation of dendrite morphogenesis. The transcript has 20 exons. Lineage: Eukaryota; Metazoa; Placozoa; Uniplacotomia; Trichoplacea; Trichoplacidae.
UCCGUAUCGAAUAGUGAAUCGCUACCUCCAUUGCCAUCUGGAUGGGAGGAACGAACCGAUGCAAACGGGCGUUUAUAUUACGUAAAUCAUAUCCGCCGAACAACGCAGUGGGAUCGACCAAGUGUUAGGUCAGUUGUUCUGACAUACUGCAUAAAAUUUAAUGACUAUCGUGCGGCUGGUAUGGAACAACCUGCACCAUCGCAACCUAGUCCUGAGAUACCAGUGCCUGUGCAACCAACUCCUAUAACAGUCUCUCCUACUAAUACUACGAACAGUAAUGGUGUCAGUCCACAACAGGUACAGCAAUUAACUCAGUAUUGCUAUCCCUACUCAUCGAACUCUAAACUAUCGGAACAGCCCUUACCACAUGGUUGGGAAAUGAUGUUUACGGAGCAAGGACGGCCUUUCUUCGUAGAUCAUAACACGAAGACUACAAGUUGGAAUGAUCCAAGAGUUACUGGUCAAACUGCGCUUGGUCCUCUACCGCCGAAUUGGGAGAUGCGUUAUAGCAAUGGUCGUCCUUUCUACAUUGAUCAUAAAAGUCGGAAAACUCAGUGGGAAGAUCCCAGAUUAACGGUCAUGCCUUACUCUCGUGACUAUAAAGCAAAGUAUGACACUUUCAGACAAUGGAUGAAAGUCCCGGACAAUCUACCAAAUAAGUUUGACAUCCGAGUCAAGAGAAGUCAUAUACUAGAAGAUUCUUUCCGAUCUAUCUCAGCUGUAAAGAAACCCGAUUUGUUGAAAACUAGACUUUGGAUUGAAUUUGAUCAAGAAUCUGGUCUUGAUUACGGCGGCUUAGCUAGAGAAUGGUUUUAUUUACUUUCUCAUGAAAUAUUUAAUCCUUACUAUGGCCUGUUUGAAUACUCGGCAAAUGACAAUUACACUCUCCAAAUCAAUCCUAAUUCUGGCUUAUGCAAUGAGAAUCAUUUGGCGUACUUCAAAUUUGCUGGAAGAGUUGCAGGGAUGGCAGUAUUUCAUGGAAAGCUAUUAGAUGCAUUCUUCAUCGCUCCUUUUUACAAAAUGAUGCUUGGUAAGCCUAUAACACUGGAUGAUAUGGAAGCAGUUGAUACUGAGUAUUAUAACAGCCUGCAAUAUAUCAUGGAAAAUGAUCCGAGUGAACUUGAUCUUUUAUUCUCAGUUGAUGAGGAGACACUUGGAAAGGUUAAUCAAAUAGAUUUGAAACCUAAUGGUAAAGAUAUUCCUGUCACAGAAAAGAACAAAAAAGAAUACAUAGAUCUCGUGAUCAAAUGGAGAUUCGCAAGUAGGAUAAAAUCUCAAAUGGAUAAAUUUUUGGAGGGAUUUAGAGAAUUAGUAUCUUUAGAAAGGUUAAGAAUUUUUGAUGAAAGAGAAAUCGAGCUGUUAAUGUGUGGUAUGGGAGAUAUUGACGUUCAUGAUUGGCGUAGAAACACAAACUACAAGAAUGGCUAUGGUGAUCAGCAUUUAGUAAUACAGUGGUUCUGGCAGGUUGUUUACGCUUUGGAGAAGGAGUCUCGCUUAAGACUGCUUCAGUUUGUUACUGGUACAUCUCGUGUUCCUAUGAAUGGUUUUAGCGAAUUAUAUGGUAUUAAUGGGCCUCAACGGUUUACGAUCGAAAGAUGGGGCAAAUUUGAUCAACUACCUCGCGCUCAUACAUGCUUUAAUCGCAUUGAUUUACCGGAAUAUAAAAGUUAUCAAGACUUACAUGAUAAGUUAAUUAUGGCCAUCGAAUGUACACAAGGUUAUGAAGGAGUAGAUUAA